Messenger RNA from Penicillium diatomitis, 3066 nucleotides. RefSeq names its product chromatin-remodeling protein SPT16 (gene spt16). Gene Ontology annotation, biological process: transcription elongation by RNA polymerase II; positive regulation of transcription elongation by RNA polymerase II. Gene Ontology annotation, cellular component: FACT complex. NCBI's taxonomy places the organism in Eukaryota, Fungi, Ascomycota, Eurotiomycetes, Eurotiales, Aspergillaceae. Gene Ontology annotation, molecular function: nucleosome binding. The record is from RefSeq and is a predicted model, not a curated record. The transcript is spliced from 7 exons. Bases 1 to 3066 code for a protein of 1021 amino acids.
AUGGCUGACAAGAUUUCGAUCGACAAAAAGACCUUCUUCAACCAUCUUUCAAGCUUUUACGCAUCAUGGAAGGCUGACAAGCGAUCUGGAAAUGCGCUUUACGGUGGCGCUGAGUCGAUCGUCAUUCUGAUGGGCAAGACUAAGAGCGACGAGAGCUCCUUCCAGAAGAACAAUGCUAUGCAUUUCUGGCUCAUGGGAUAUGAGUUUCCUGCAACGCUCUUCGUCUUGACAACCGAGGCCAUCUACGUGGUCACUACGGCUAAGAAAGCCGAGCUUCUCGAACCCUUGAAGAACGGAAAAAUCCCGGUCGAGCUCCUGGUGACAACGAAGGACCCGGAAACGAAAACAAAGGCCUUUGAGAAGUGUAUCGAUGUUAUCAAGGGCGCUGGAACGAAAGUCGGCACGUUGCCCAAGGACACCACAACCGGCCCCUUUGCCGACGAUUGGAAGCGAGCGUUUUCAGAGAUUUCCAAGGAUGUGGAGGAAGUCGACAUCACACCCGCACUUUCCAGCGCCUUUGCGAUUAAGGAUCCGGAAGAGCUUAUUGCCAUCCGCAACGCCUCCCGGGCUUGCAGUGGUCUGAUGUCUGAAUACUUCGUGGACGAGAUGUCACGACUGCUCGACGAAGAAAAGCAAAUCACUCACAAGGCCCUGGCAGCGAAAGUGGACGCCAAAAUCGACGAUGCCAAGUUCUUCAACAAACUCCCUCGUCUCCCGUCUGAAUUUGAUCCAGAACAAAUUGAUUGGGCUUAUGGGCCAGUAGUCCAGAGCGGAGGCGCCUACGACCUGAAACUCACCGCGACCUCCGAUGGCAACCACCUGAAGCCCGGCAUCAUCCUCUCUAGCUUCGGAAUUCGAUACAAGACCUACAACUCACUCAUCGCACGUACCUAUCUUGUCGAUCCUAGCAAGUCGCAGGAGGCCAAUUAUGCGUUCCUCCUCAAUCUCCACGACACGAUCAUGAAGGAGGUUCGGGAUGGUGUUGUGGCCAAGGAGCUCUACAACAAGGCUCUCGCCCUGGUCCGGUCCAAGAAACCCGAAUUGGAGAAUCAUCUGACCAAGAACGUCGGUGCCGCCAUUGGUAUUGAACUCCGUGAUUCCAACAUGAUCCUUAACGCCAAGAACAACCGGGUCCUGAAGAACGGUAUGACCCUGGCCAUUACCGUUGGCCUGACCGAUGUGAAAGACACCGAUUCCAAGUCCAAGGGCAACGAUGUGUAUUCUAUGGUCAUCACAGACACUGUGCGUGUCGGCGAGAGUGGACCGCAUAUCUUCACCAAGGACGCUGGAAUUGACAUGGACUCGGUCUCGUUCUACUUUGGGGACGAGGAAGAGCCCGAAAAGCCUGUCAAGGAAAAAAAGGAGGCCAAAUCCAGUGCUAUCGCAAGUCGAAAUGUCACACGCACCAAAUUGCGUGCCGAGCGGCCGACUCAAAUCAACGAAGGUGCCGAGGCCCGUCGCCGGGAGCAUCAGAAGGAGCUCGCCAAUAAGAAGACCAAGGAAGGUCUGGACAGAUUUGCGGGCACUACUGGAGACGAGAAUGGUGUCGCAAAGAAGACGUUCAAGCGCUUUGAGUCUUACAAGCGUGAUAACCAGCUACCCCCCAAGGUCAAGGAUCUGAUCAUCUACGUUGAUCACAAAGCCUCAACGGUCAUCGUUCCGAUUAUGGGCAGACCAGUUCCCUUCCACAUUAACACCAUCAAGAACGCGAGCAAGAGCGACGAGGGUGAGUAUGCAUACCUUCGCAUCAACUUCCUCUCUCCUGGACAGGGUGUUGGUCGUAAGGAUGACCAGCCUUUCGAAGAUCCUUCUGCACACUUUGUCCGCAAUUUGACCUUGCGAUCCAAGGACAAUGACCGCCUUGCCCAAGUGGCACAAGACAUUACCGAACUGCGCAAGAAUGCAUUGAGAAGGGAACAGGAGAAGAAGGAGCUGGAGGACGUGGUUGAGCAGGAUAAGCUGAUUGAAAUUAGAAAUCGACGACCCGUCAAGCUUCCUGAUGUUUACCUGCGUCCACCAUUGGACGGAAAGCGUGUUCCUGGAGAGGUUGAAAUUCAUCAAAAUGGUCUUCGAUACAUUUCACCGUUCCGCAGCGAACACGUGGACGUACUUUUCAGCAAUGUGAAGCAUCUUUUCUUCCAGCCUUGCGCUCACGAAUUGAUCGUUCUCAUUCAUGUACAUCUUAAGACCCCGAUUAUGAUCGGCAAGCGAAAGACGCGGGAUGUGCAAUUCUACCGCGAAGCUACCGAGAUGCAGUUCGAUGAAACCGGCAACCGCCGCCGCAAGCACCGAUAUGGUGAUGAGGAGGAGUUCGAGGCUGAGCAGGAAGAACGACGACGCCGAGCUGCGCUGGACCGUGAGUUCAAGGCAUUCGCCGAGAAGAUCGCGGAUGCUGGCAAGGACGAAGGCGUGGAUGUCGAUAUUCCUUUCCGAGAGAUUGGAUUCACGGGUGUGCCCAACCGUUCCAAUGUGCUGAUCCAGCCCACUACGGAUGCUCUUGUCCAGCUCACGGAGCCACCAUUCAUGGUAAUCACACUCAAUGAGAUUGAGAUUGCUCACUUGGAGCGAGUGCAGUUCGGUCUUAAAAAUUUCGAUCUCGUCUUUGUCUUCAAGGAUUUCCACCGAGCCCCGGUCCAUGUCAACACCAUUCCCGUCGAGGCUUUGGAAGGUGUCAAGGACUGGUUGGACUCGGUUGACAUUGCCUACACCGAGGGUCCGCUGAACCUGAACUGGACCACGAUCAUGAAGACUGUGGUCAGCGACCCAUACGGUUUCUACGCCGAUGGAGGCUGGUCAUUCCUGGCUGCUGAAUCGGACUCCGAGGGUUCCGACGAAGAGGAGGAGUCAGCCUUUGAGCUCUCCGAAUCCGAGCUUGCCGCUGAUGAGAGUUCCGAGGAAGAUAGCGAGUACGAUGAGGAUGCUAGCGCCGACGGCAGUGAAGAGGAUUUCAGUGGCGAGGACGAAGAAAGCGGCGAGGAUUGGGAUGAGUUGGAGAAGAAGGCAAAGCGCCAGGAUAAAGAGGCGCGUAUGGAAGAAGAUGACCGUGGUACCAAGCGAAAGCGCUAG